GAGAAAUCCUCUUGGGAUCCUCAAUUGUGAUGUCAAGCCUCAUCAAUUAAGAGGCUCCAUCCAUUACCAGUAAUGAAGCAAUGAUCAACACAAUUGAGCAUCGGAUUUGACUAGUCACAACCAAGGCAUCGACAGAGGACACCAAGACACUCUCUCUUUUUGGAGAUAGUCUUGAAUGAAAAUUUUCUUCUCUUUGGUUAAAGCAUUGCUAUUGUUGGUUGCUGCGAUUCGAUUCCAACAAUCGGAUUAAGACCUUGGGAGGGGGUAUCAAAAAGAAUUUCUUGACCAUUUCUUUUUGGAUAGAGGUUGGCAAAUAGGUCAUGUCAUCCUCUUCCAAGAAGCCUGGGCAGAGUGGCAGUGGCAGUGGCAGUGGCAGUGGCAGUGGCGGAGGGAAGAAAGCGAGUAAAAGUCUUCUUGAUGACAGCAGCGAGGAGGAAGAAAUUGUAGAAGAAACAGCCACCGGUCCCAUUUUAAGAGCAUCUUCCAUCACUGGCGCCUCCAGGACAAGCCAUCGAGGCAACCUAGGCACAAAUAGUUCCCACCGCACUACUGCCACCAGCACUGGUAUAAGACGUUCAGGGACCAUCGAGGAUAAAACUCGAAGGAGUCUGUCACCGAAAGCUCCAGGGAUCAGACGAUCUGCUACUACUGAAUAUAGUCCUGGUGCCUCUCUGGCUGCUGUCGGCGCCAUGGCAGGUGCGACCAGUACCAGCAGAACUUCAACCUCGUCUCCUUUCAUGAGGAGAGGAAUUUCAGCUCAAGGAAGAGUUUCUCAAAGCAAGACGAAUUUAUUAGAUGAUGACAGUGAUCUAUCGGUCAGCGAUGAUGAGAAAGACAACAUGGCAAAAGCCAUGCAGCAAAUGACAACCGCUCAUCGGCAGGUAUCACCCAAGCCUCAUUCAGCUGUCAUUGACAUGGACUUUUUAAUGAAGGACAAAAGUGAAAAGAGCCAAAAAAAGACCACAUUCGCUCCUCAACCAGACCCUGUCUUUGCCUUUAAUGAUCCACUGGCUCCUCCCAAGUUCUUGCAACAGGACUUUUCUUUGGGAGUGGCCACUGUGGACUUGAACAUGGAUCGAGACGAUUUUCAAGAACCAGGUUCUGCUCAUGGUUCUCCCAUCAGGGUACUUACCAAAGAUAAAACCUCACCAGUGAAUCCCACCAAGAAAAGUGGGUUUGCCAUGCCCUUUGCGAAAUUCUUUGGAGGAAAGUCGUUGAGAGACUCCCUUUUUGGAGAAUCAAGCAAUCGAAAAGAAAGAUUGGGCAGCACUGUCCUUGCAGGCUUUGGAGAAAAGUUUCAGGUCGAUCAAAGUGUCAACCUCAUGGACAGAGAAACAGGCGCAAAGACACCGUAUCGAAGGAGUGGACAGCAACGGCGAAAGUCACGCCAGAGUCAAAGUGGACUUGGUUUCGGAGACAGUUUUCCCAAUCUGGGCCGUGAUUCCAUUCUCGCAAAAGAUAGGGGAAGGACGUUGCGAGCCAGAACAGUGGAGUGUAUCCUCAUCUUUGUUUUGCCUAUUUUGCUCGUUGCCAUUUUCGUCCCGGCAAUCAUACACUUGGUCUGGCCAAAGCUGCAAGAGUCCAAGAUUCCACAUGCAUCCCGCAGUCCCACUGCUGCCCCAACAGAUUCCCUCGCUCAGGAGGGAACAACUCCUGCUGCUGCUGAAUCGGCUGUCGAUGCAGCUGUUGGAGCCUUGGUGCCACAAGAUAAUGCAACCAGUGCACUACUGGAUCUCCUUGGAGACGGAGCAUCCGCUGGUGCGGACGCGCUUACAAAGUCCUUCAAGUCAGGGAAUAACAAACAGCCACUGGGGCAGAACGGCCCAAAAGCCAACAAUGCAAGCAACUUUACAGUUCCAGGUCCUUUUCAGUACAGUGGAGGAACCAAUUUCACAAACAUAACACAUACACACCCAGCAACUCAUCCUCCUGGACUCUCCAUGGCCAACGACGAACGUUGGCUAACCUUGAAAGGUUUGAUUGUACGAUCAGGGUUAAGCAGUGAAGAUGACUUUUACAAUCUGCAAUCGAGUGCUUACAAAGCCUUAGAAUGGAUCGUGACGUUUGACAAGACUUUGGACAAAUUCUCCAGUGAUACAGCUUGGUCACUGCUGGAAAACUACGCAUUGGCCGUGUUCUAUUUUGCCACCCACCCCAACGCAAACCCAAGUGACGCCAGUAAGCGUACAACUCGGGUCACAUCCCACAGCAAGAAAGAUGGUGGGAUUGAUUGGAUCCACCAGACAAACAAAAAGGUUUGCCAUUGGCAUGGUUUACAUUGUAAUCACUUGCAUCGUGUUGUUUCCAUGAAUUUGACUCGAAGUUCUUUGAGAGGUACUCUGCCAUCCGAACUGGUGGGCCUGAGUCAUCUUAUCGACCUCGAUCUCAGUCGAAACCAUAUCGCAGGGACAAUCCCUCCAGAAUGGAGCCAAUUAUCGUUUUUGAAGCUACUGACACUCGCAGACAACGAGUUGGAAGGCCCGAUUCCGGAGACAUGGCAGGCACUGGGCGAACAGAUGGACAUGCUGGAUCUGAACCAGAACGAACUGUCAGGAACGAUAGCUGGCAUUGAUCCGUGGUCAGGCGAAGAAGAUUAAGCUUAGCCGUAAUUCUGCCUCCAGAAUCAGCGCAACUAAUGUAGGACGCAACAAAGUCCAUCCAUAGGAUUGCCUCCUUGUAAGGGGAAAUGCUGCUGUCCCCGACUCGACUCGAGUGGCUGGGCGUGAUGCUCCGUGGCAGGGCAUAGCUCUGCCAUGAUAAGAACUCUUCUGCUUCGACGAAUCUCAUACCGGCAGGCUAUGCUUCGUAUUGAUUAGCAUGUCAAUUCGAUCUGCUUUCAGCUGAGCCCCACAAGAUCGAUACAGAUGCAAUGCCUUGGUAAGAUAGUUGUUGGCGUCUAUCCAUCUCCCGGCAGCUUGCAGCAUGAUACCUGCCUUCUCGCAGGCCAAAGCAUGCUCCAAGCUAAAACCUUCGCGUUCGGCGUAGAUAAUACUCUUGUCAUAAUACAACAGCGCGGUUGAGUAUCGGCCAUGACAAAACUCCUGUUCGGCUUUGAGUAGGUGAAGCUUGUUCACUACGUUGUUUGGGCAGUGAAUCAUUAAUGAGUUCAACCUCUUGACGAUCCUUUCAGCCUCCGCAAUCUUUGAUGACCUUGCACGGCCAGACGAGACUCUGGAGAGAUCGAGGGAGACGAGACCCCUCAAGAACGUGUGGUAGGUGGUGAAGAAUGGAAUCAGAAAAUCCUUAAAGCCUCCUUUGUUUGUGCGAUAGAGGCGAUCGGCUGCAUCAUAAUCGUUCAGCAGAGUUGCCAACAUAAACUUCAGGUGCAGGAUGAUUGACGCAAUGGUCUUAACGUUCUCCGCUUUCAGUUGCGCCAGCUUUUCCUCUUCAUUGAAGGAAUCCCCUGUCAGCUUCAAUGCGUCUCUUGCACACCCUUGCAUAUUCUUACAGAAUUGAAGGGCACAAGAUGUGACAGUCAACACUUUCAGUUGUCCGUAGGCAACACAAAGGCGUUCGAUCUUCACUAGGGCAGUCACCACUUCAUCAAAUGGAUCUCCAAAGAAGAUCCGAAAGAGAUUAUGAAACGCAACUGAAACCAUUGCGAUCUGAAUGCGACAAGAGCCGCGACAACGCCAGUGAGAACAUCCAGUAGCAGACAUACAAUAGCAAUGCUGUCAUGCAGCAGUAUUUCUGACCUCGGUAUCUCCAUUGCGGAGAGCAAGUUGGUGGCAGUCCAUGAUCGGACCAAGCAUACAGCGCCAAGGAGAUGCCACCGUCUGAAUAGAGACCCAGAAAAGGUAACGAACUUUGGCCUCCAGCUGGUUUGAAGGAUACUUCUGCGAGAGAGUGAUAGCCAAGUUUCCGAAGCGGGCAGCAUCAUCCACUUCUCCAAGUCUUACCUAAUGAAAAUAGACGAUUCCAGCGAGGAAAGUGCGUGAGGUGGGGGCGAACACACACUGGUUCUGUAUAGAAGGCACUUACAAGAGUCACGCUGUACAUAACGAAAGCAAUGGCCGCUGGUAGCACGAAUGGCAGUGUCAGCUCUGGU
Molecule: messenger RNA, 4048 nt
Organism: Seminavis robusta
Lineage: Eukaryota; Bacillariophyta; Bacillariophyceae; Naviculales; Naviculaceae
Source: the annotation of a GenBank genome assembly